AUGGCAGAAGCAUGCAUCAAUAAGGAAAAAACACAACAGCUUUAUAGCUCAGCUGUAGACAGUUCUUCUACUAAUGACACCCUGGCUAAACCUUCAAACCAAAGUUAGGAUGGUGGUGUAACAAGGGAUUCAGUGACAAAUCAUUUGCAUAUUGAUGGUGUUGACAGAGGCCAGCAGGGUAAUUCUGCAAAUGCUCCAGAGUUUAGCAGCGAAAGUGAGCUGGAUGCUAAUGAUGCCUUGAUAGGAGGCCUGCAUGGGAGUGGCUACUCUGAGGAAGAGUUGAUGGAUGGUUAUUUUGAAUCAAGAAUUGUUGAUCUUCAGGGCGGCUGUGACCCUGAGGGGGAGAGAGAGAAUCCGCAUGAACUUGACAUUAGAGAGUCUAAUAUGCAUCAUUAUUUGAAGUCUGUUGCUGAGGUGGAAUGA
Pocillopora meandrina is the source of this 423-nucleotide messenger RNA. The record is from the annotation of a GenBank genome assembly. Lineage: Eukaryota; Metazoa; Cnidaria; Anthozoa; Scleractinia; Pocilloporidae.